GAAAGAACAACACGUCAACACGGACACGGAUCAUCUUCCAGUUCCAGGCUUCCAGCCCUCCCCUCCUCUCCGCUCCCCAGCCUACUAAAUACUAAAAGUCUAAAACGGUAAAGAAUGUAAAAAAAAACCCUUGGCUAAACCUAAGCAGAAUUAGAAAGCACCUAAAUUAAAAUUCCAGGGAGGAAGAACAACAUGGGCAACACCAUGCCAACUCCAGGGAGACGACGUCGUCGGAAUCCCAGAAAGCAGGAUGAGCAAGGGGAAGAGCGAGAAGAACAACAAAGAGAAGCAGAGGCGGAAAAGCUUCCAUGCUUCACCUGUGAGAUUUGUAUAGAGCCCACCCCACAAGACAAGAAAUUCAAGAAUAAGAAGAGAUGUUCUCAUCCUUUCUGCUUGGAUUGCAUAUCCAAGUUCAUCGAUGCAAAAACUGACGACAACAUCACAGCGGUUAAAUGCCCAGACCUAAAUUGUAACAAGGUCUUGGACCCUCUCUCCUGUCGUCCGAUCCUCCCCGCCCGAGUUUUCAACAAAUGGUGCGACCUGCUUUGUAACGCGACAAUCCUCAAGUGUGAACGCGUCUACUGUCCUUACCCAGACUGCUCGGAGCUGGUGCUCAACGAGUGUGGGGGGAGAGUUAGGAAAUGCGAGUGCCCAAACCCAAAUUGCAAGAGAUUGUUCUGUUUCCGCUGCAAGCUUCCAUGGCAUGCGGGUUACCGGUGCGAUGAGAGCGGGGUUACCAGAGAUAGCAACGAUCUUUUGAUCGGCCAGGUCGUUGAGACUAAGCAAUGGACAAGAUGUCCGGGCUGCGGCCACUCCGUGGAGCUGCUUCUCGGUUGCCCAAUCGUUCGAUGCAGAGGAUGGGUGGUGGUGUUUGUGACUUACAGCUUGAUCAAAAGAACUUCUAAUGUCUUACCCUUUGAUAAUGCAGGAGCAGAACAGCCCUCGUUUUGAUUUUUGAUUUUUUGAUUUUUUUAUUUUUUGGGAAACCUAGGGUUUGGAAUUUUGGGGUUCGUAGAAGACUCGAACAAACAAAUCACAAAUCUUCUAAGAAUAAUAAUCGGUCCCAACUGAGAGACAUGUACUAUAUGUUAAUCAAAGCCGAAAAAAAAGAAAGAAAAAUAAGAAUAUUUACAAAAUACACUAGUGUUCUUCCUCCUAUAGAAUUUAGAAAAAAUAAUCUGGGCUUAUGGAGACUGUAGGUGAGGAUGUUAAAAAUUAUUGCUUGAGGAUUGAGAAACCCCGUGCUCAGCAUUAUUCUACCACUUAGUUUUAUUAAAAUGAUUUAAUAAUAAUGGUGUAAUUGUGACGGGGAAUACUGAAUAGUUAAAAGUUAAAACUAUCCUAAAUGGAAAAAUAUAAAUUUUGGAAAAUCAAGCAUUAAUUAUUAAUUAAUUAUGAAUUAAUAAAGCAAAUUAAAAAGGAAUGAGGGAGGGAAGAAAUGGUCAAAAAGAAAAACUGGAGAAUGGAGGAGUGCAGUGGGAUGGGCAUGGGCAUUAGCCUACAAAGAAAAUCAAUAAGAUAGGAGAUACAGAGACAAAAAAGAUAGAUUAAAAGUACUGGCUGCAACCACUACUCCAAAUGUUUCUUAGCAAUCUCCAGAUUUAUAUAUAAUAAUCAAUCAAGAGAACAAGUUCUCAAAUAAUUACAUCUGGGUCGUUGGCCCCAAGUCCCCAACUCUUGUAUGUUGCAUUUUUCUCUCUCUUUUAAUUUUCCUUUUCCUGAUUUCUUCUCUGUUGAUUGGUGUAUUACAUGAUGUGUUG
Molecule: messenger RNA, 1760 nt
Organism: Nelumbo nucifera (sacred lotus)
Lineage: Eukaryota; Viridiplantae; Streptophyta; Magnoliopsida; Proteales; Nelumbonaceae
Product: E3 ubiquitin-protein ligase RSL1-like
Biological process (GO): protein ubiquitination
Molecular function (GO): zinc ion binding; ubiquitin-protein transferase activity
Source: RefSeq, a predicted model, not a curated record